This is a messenger RNA of Penicillium antarcticum, 918 nucleotides long. RefSeq names its product isocitrate lyase/PEP mutase family protein. Gene Ontology annotation, molecular function: catalytic activity. NCBI's taxonomy places the organism in Eukaryota, Fungi, Ascomycota, Eurotiomycetes, Eurotiales, Aspergillaceae. The record is from RefSeq and is a predicted model, not a curated record. Bases 1 to 918 code for a protein of 305 amino acids. The transcript has 2 exons.
AUGGCUCUCCCAUCAGCAGCAACCACCCUGCGAAAGACUCUCCAAGACCCCAAUGGCUUCGUCGUAGCCCCAGGAGUCUACGAUGGCAUGUCAGCACGUCUAGCACUGGCAGCGGGCUUUGACGCAUUAUACAUGACCGGCGCAGGAACAGCAGCCUCGGUGCACGGUCAAGCCGAUCUAGCAAUCUGCACGCUGAACGACAUGCGCGCGAAUGCCGAAAUGCUCGCAAACCUAUCCCCGGCCACUCCCCUAAUCGCCGACGCAGACACCGGCUACGGCGGCCCGAUAAUGGUAGCCCGAACAACAGAGCAAUACGCCCGGUCCGGCGUAGCAGCCUUCCACAUCGAAGACCAAGUGCAGACAAAACGCUGCGGCCACCUCUCCGGCAAACAGCUAGUCGACACAGCGACAUACACGACCCGAAUCCGGGCAGCGGUUCAAGCGCGCCAGCGCCUCGGCAGCGAUAUCGUCAUCAUUGCGCGAACGGACGCAUUGCAAUCGCACGGAUAUGAAGAGUCUCUGGCGCGACUGCGGGCUGCGCGGGAUGCGGGUGCGGAUAUGGGAUUCCUGGAGGGCCUUUCAUCGCGGGAGAUGGCAUCGGCUGCAGUGAAGGACUUGGCGCCUUGGCCUUUGCUUCUGAAUAUGGUUGAGCAUGGGGCUACGCCGUCAAUUUCUGCAGCUGAGGCGAGGGAGAUUGGGUUCCGGGUUAUCAUCUUUCCGUUUGCCACGCUUGGGCCGGCGCUUGUUGCUAUGCGGGAGGGGUUGGCGAAGUUGAAGGAGACGGGUCUGCCGGGGUUGAGUGAGGAGAUUACGCCGCAGAUGUUGUUCCGGGUUUGUGGGUUGGAUGAAAGUCUGAAGUUGGAUGCUGAGGCUGGAGGGGAUUCAUUUGAAGGUGGCGUUGACUUGGGAGAGAAGUGA